Molecule: messenger RNA, 2316 nt
Organism: Papilio xuthus (Asian swallowtail)
Lineage: Eukaryota; Metazoa; Arthropoda; Insecta; Lepidoptera; Papilionidae
Gene: dsb
Product: scavenger receptor class B member debris buster
Exons: 14
Coding region: 412-2298 (628 amino acids)
Cellular component (GO): cytoplasm; membrane
Molecular function (GO): scavenger receptor activity
Source: RefSeq, a predicted model, not a curated record
GUCUUCGGCUGCCUUCGAAGCAGUGAGUGGGUGCAAUACAGCAGUCGGGCAUCGAGGCCCGAUUUGGCUGAACGCGUUAACGGGCUGCGCACGCGGUGAAAAAAAAAAGUUAACGCAACUCUACCGCUUCAGUUCACUUUCGCGAGCGCGCGCGCUUUUUUGACAGUGACAGUUGUUUUUUUCUGUACUUUUCAGUGAUUUGUGAAAUGUGAUUGUUUGUGGUUUUGUGAUAAUUUUUUUUUGUAGUUUUUUUUUAAUUUUUGCUUUUGUGAAUUUCGAAACUUGGUGCAAUUGAGAUCAACAAUCGUCGAAAAGAAAAAACUUCAGGAUCACUUUAAAUUCACCUAUCGACUGAACGAAUGCGACCUCAAAGAGUUUUAAACUUAAAAUAAAGAAGAGAAAAGAAGAAGUAUGGGUUACAAGCAGUACCUGGCUGUCGGCCAGUCGGCGCGGAAUAGGCUGUUCGGCCUCGCGCCGCGCAUAUCCGGAGACAAGCGGACUCUGCCACUGAACAUGAUGAUAUCGCAACAAGGCAAAAUAAACCAUGGACGCCUGGCGGUGGUCAUGUUCAGCAUUUGCACCGUGGUACUUGGAAUCAUCCUAUCCUUCGUGCCCUGGCUAGACUACAUCAUAUUUAGAGAGCUUCGGUUAUGGAAUGGUUCCCUGAGCUACAGCUACUGGCAGAAACCUGGCGUGGUGCGGCUCACAAAGGUCUACAUCUUCAACGUCACAAACCCGCACGCCUUCAUCGAGAACGGAGAGAAACCAAAGCUGGCUGAAAUUGGACCAUUUGUGUACAGAGAGGACAUGGAAAAAGUAAAUAUCAAGUUCCACGACAACGACACGGUGACUUUUCAACACAAGAAGAUCCUGCGCUUCGUACCCGAGAUGUCCGUCGACAAAACGCAGAAACUACUAGUGCCAAAUAUACCGCUGCUGACGGUGACGUCAUUUUCGCCGAACCUCGCCGGAUUCGUGUUUAACCUGCUGGUGACAGGGCUAGCAAUCACAUACAAAGAACGAGCCAAGCCCUUCGUUCAUGUUACUGCUGAAGAACUCGUCUUCGGCUACAAUGAUCCCCUAGUGACGUUGGCGCACUAUUUCUACCCCAAAGGCAAACGACCCAACAGUCAGAUGGGACUUCUCCUUGCCAGGAACGGCACACUGGAUGAGGUGUCGACAAUAUAUUCAGGCGAGAAGAUGGAUCGCUUCGGCUAUCUGGAUAAAGUGAACGGAUUGGAUCACCUACCGCACUGGAGGGAUCGGCCAUGCAAUGACAUCAGGGCAUCGGAGGGUUCGUUUUUCCCUCCUCGAGCGGUCACCAAGUCGGACAUGGUUUACGUGUAUGACAAGGAUCUGUGCAGGAUCUUGCCGCUGCAGUACAGGAACGAUAUCUACAAAGAUGGUAUAAAAGCAGGACUGUACACUCCGCCGAGCUCGACAUUUGAGUGCGCACGACUCAACCCUGACAACCGUUGCUACUGCGAGGGCGAGGAGUGUCCGCCGCGUGGUCUGCAGAAUAUCAGCCCUUGCCAAUAUAAUGCGCCAGUUUACUUAUCAUACCCGCACUUCUAUGACGCUGAUCCGACGUUACUUGAACCUUUUGAAGGCCUCAAACCUGACAAGAAACGACAUGAAACAUAUUUUUAUAUACAAGAUAAAAUUGGCGUCCCACUGGAGGGUUUCGUGCGUGUCCAGAUGAACCUGAAGGUGAACCGCGCUCCCAACAUCAAGGUCAACAAUAUACACAAGUUCCCUGACAUCAUGUUCCCUGUCAUGUGGAUUGAAGAGGGUAUCCAUGAAGUGACACCAUCAAUCUGGCGAUGGAUAUUUCUAGCUACAACAGUAGGUCCCAUAGCAGCACCACUCAUCUGUUAUUCCAUGAUCAUCAUCGGUCUAACAAUACUUAUCACAAUCUUCGUAAAAGCUUACAAAAACUUUGUUAUCGGACAAAAUUCCAUUGAAAUAAUGGAAUUGGGUAAAGAAACUUUACGCAGAGGAUCCACAUUGAUUAUAAAUGGAUCGCACAAAUUAAUCCAUAAAGAUAAUGUUUAUCAACCAUUGAAUCAAUCUGAUCCAAGUCAAAGUGAGGAGAAACUGCACGAGUUAAAGUUCGUGACAAGAUCUGAAUGUAUGGAUAAAAGUGGUGAUGAAAACAAUGAUGUUAAAAGUGGAUUUGUUAAGUCAAAUUUCUUUAAUCCGGAAAGAGAGUCGUUAAUAAACUCUGACAAUUCCUUCAUUUUGUCAGAACACAGAAGAUGUAGAGUAUUUAAAUUACCUGAUAGUUAUUUUAGUUAAGUUCUGAUUUGAUUAUAU